CUCUUUCUGCCCGCUUGCAUCGCCGCCGCGCUGUACGGUACCAUUUCGUAUAUCAUCAUACCGCUCAUCAGAAACUACCGCGAGCGAUACUCGCAAUAUCUGCCUCUUGAUACCGUCAAUCGACAUACGGAGGGAUUGCGAGAUCGCAUCAGCGACCUCGUACUGCGGCUGGUGAUUCCACGCAGACAGACGGUCUUCGAUGCUUCGGGAAGCCGAAGAGGGAGCAGAAGUGGCAGUGGAGAUCUGUUUAGUGAAGAAGAGGGCGAGAGAAUGGCUGGUUUCGAU
This is a messenger RNA of Sphaerulina musiva SO2202, 285 nucleotides long. RefSeq lists its product as uncharacterized. The transcript has a single exon. Lineage: Eukaryota; Fungi; Ascomycota; Dothideomycetes; Mycosphaerellales; Mycosphaerellaceae. The record is from RefSeq and is a predicted model, not a curated record. The annotation marks the transcript as partial.